GGAGCAGACGCGCUUGUGACGUGUUUCCGGUGUUCUAGCGGAGGAAAAUGGCUGCGCCCCAGCCACAGGCUGCGGCGGUUUCCUCUGCUGCCGGUGUGUCUGGUCCGGGUUCUGCUGGUGGUCCUGGUCCCCAGCAACAGCCGCAACCAACCCAACUGGUGGGUUCUGCCCAGAGCGGGCUCCUGCAGCAGCAGCAGCAGGACUUCGAUCCUGUGCAGCGCUACAAGAUGCUCAUCCCGCAAUUGAAGGAGAGUCUCCAGACUUUGAUGAAGGUUGCAGCCCAGAACCUGAUUCAGAACACUAACAUUGACAACGGACAGAAAAGCAGUGACGGACCCAUACAGCGCUUUGACAAGUGUCUGGAGGAGUUUUACGCACUUUGUGAUCAGCUGGAACUCUGCUUGCGCCUGGCCCACGAGUGCCUUUCACAGAGCUGUGACAGCGCCAAGCACUCUCCAACACUGGUACCCACAGCCACAAAGCCAGAUGCAGUGCAGCCAGACAGCCUGCCCUACCCGCAGUACCUGGCUGUCAUCAAAGCCCAGAUUACCUGUGCCAAAGACAUUCACACUGCCCUGCUGGACUGUGCCAACAAGGUCACUGGCAAGACUACUGCACCCUCGACUGGCCCUGGAGGCAGCCUCUGAGGGCUUGGUGGAGGGAGGGGCAGAGAAUGAAGUCUGGCCUGAGGGAAAACA
Molecule: messenger RNA, 698 nt
Organism: Rattus rattus (black rat)
Lineage: Eukaryota; Metazoa; Chordata; Mammalia; Rodentia; Muridae
Gene: Med29
Product: mediator complex subunit 29
Exons: 4
Coding region: 48-647 (199 amino acids)
Biological process (GO): regulation of transcription by RNA polymerase II
Cellular component (GO): mediator complex
Molecular function (GO): transcription factor binding; transcription coregulator activity
Source: RefSeq, a predicted model, not a curated record